AUGUAUCACCUGUAACAAUAACUCCCGAAUAAAAAAAUUAUCUAAUAACUUUAGUAGAGACUCAGAAUAGAGACCACUAUUCAUGAAACUAUACAUAUAUUAGGCUUUUCUGCUGCUUCAUAUAAAUACUGGAUUGAUCCUGAUACAUAAACGUUUUAUGGGCCAACUGGAGCAAGCAAAAUAAUAGGAACAUAAAUUAUUAGAAAUACUACAACAACUAUUCUUUAUUCUCCUAAUGUACUAAAAACAAGUAAAAAAUAUUAUAAUUGUACCUCUAUGAAAGGGAUGUAAUUGGAAAAUACAGAAGGAACAGGAAGUUAUAGUUCCCAUUGGGAAAAGACAAUUAUUUUAAAUGAAAUUAUGUAAAGUGAAACUGUAAUUACUGACGCUUCUCUUUCUGUUUUAACUGCUUCUCUUUUAAAGGAUACAGGUUUUUAUGCUGAUAUAAAUGAAAAUUUUGUUUCUAAUAUAUAUUGGGGAAGAAAUAGAGGUUGCGAUUUUAUAAAUAAUGCUUGUAGAGGUAUAAAUAAAUAUAUAGAGUUUGUAGAUUCCAGUGUUAUUAAAAGUUGUACAUUUGAAUUUAUGGGAUAAGGUGUUGGGGCUAAUCCGGCUAAUUUAGAUGGUUGUUAUUAUGUAAAGGCUUAUAGUAAUAAAUUAUGUACUAAUCCUGAUAAUAAUUAAUUAAAAAUUAAUACUUAUGUUAAUUAUAGAUAUGAAAAAUAUGGUUAUACUUCUAGGUGCCUAAAUUCUACUGCUAGUUCAGGCUAAUAUAUUUUCUCAGACACUAUGAGAUGUCACGAUAUUUAAUGUGCUCCUGAUUAUAGUUAUAUAACAAUAAAAUUUAGUCAGACUAAUUAAGAGAUUUAAUGUACUAAAGAAAAGAUGGUAGUUCCUGUAGAUACAUUAAACCCAAAAAAAGGAAAAAUUACAUGUCCUGAAAAUUUUUAAAAUUUCUGCGAUUUUUAACCUCUUUGUAAAAAUUUCUGCAGCUAAAAAGGAGUAUGUAUAAGGGGAUUUUGUAUAUGCAUAUAAGGAUAAACUGGAGAAGAUUGUUCUAUAUAAUGCCCUAAAUAUAGUGAAAAUGGAGUAUGUGUAACUUCUUGUUCUCUUGGAAAUUACGCAGGGAUAGAUAAUACUUGUAGGCCAACUUGUUUUAAAGGAUUUUAUUAAAAUAAUGGAGUAUGUUCAUAAUGUCAUUCAAGUUGUAGUAUAUGCACUGGUCCAUUAGCUAAUUAAUGUACAGCGUGUUAAUUUUUAACAUAUUUAGAUGGCACUUCAUGCGUAGAAACUUGUCCUUCUAAUAAAAUACCAAACGAAUAAACUAAAUUGUGCGAAUCAUGCUCUAAUGGAUGUUUGGUCUGCACUUCAUCUACUACUUGUUCAUAGUGUGAUGUAUCAUUAAAUUAUGUUUUAAGUAAUGGAUUUUGUGUUAAAAAUAUGACUUGUGAUUCUUCUUGCUUAGCAUGUAGUGGAACUGCUACUUAUUGCACAAAAUGCUCCUCUCCUUUAUUUUUAGAUAAAGUUCUUGCAAAAUGUGUCGUUUCUACAUCUUGUCCAUCUACUACUUUUGCCAAUACUACAAAUUAAGAAUGUACGAAUUGUACAUUAACAGGAUGUACUAAAUGUUUAAAUUCUAGUACAUGUAGUACUUGUGCUGUUGGAUAUAGACUAGUAGGAUCUGUUUGCUCUAAUUGUACUUCUCCAUGUUUAACCUGUUAAUCCACUAGUUCUACAUCAUGUCUUUCGUGUGAAUUAAUUACUUAAUUUUUGAAUGGAAAUUCAUGUGUAACAACAUGUCCUGUAGGCACAUAUCCUGACACUUUCACUAAAUUAUGUAAAGCCUGCUCUUUAACAGGAUGCUCUGCUUGCUCAAGUGCUACUGUAUGCACUACUUGUACUAGUGAAUAUACACUUAUUAGCAAUACGUGUGUAAUCCCUUCUUUGUGUACAUUUCCUUGCUAAACAUGCUAUUCUACUGAUAAUACAAUAUGUACUUCUUGUGUUUCAGGAUAUUACUUAUUUUAUUAAAAUUGUUUUACUACAUGUCCUUAAGAAACCUAUUUAGAAACAUCAACAGGAACAUGUUAAUGGUGUUAAUAUGGUUGCUUAAAAUGUAUAAAUAAUAAUGUUUGCAUUAUAUGUGAUACUGCUAAUAGAUGGAAAUUAUAUAUUAAUUAUUGCAUUGAGGCUACUGACUGUUAUGAUCCUUGCAAAACUUGUGUUUCAUAUAAACCUACAACUUGUAAUUCCUGUUAAACAGGAUAUUAUCUGUCUAUUAAUUAAUGUUUAACACUAUGUCCUAAUGGAACAAAACCGACCACAGGCGUUUGCUGA
Messenger RNA from Ichthyophthirius multifiliis, 2334 nucleotides. Its product is annotated as leishmanolysin family protein, putative. Gene Ontology annotation, molecular function: metalloendopeptidase activity. Gene Ontology annotation, cellular component: membrane; cytoplasm. The transcript is spliced from 4 exons. NCBI's taxonomy places the organism in Eukaryota, Ciliophora, Oligohymenophorea, Hymenostomatida. The record is from RefSeq and is a predicted model, not a curated record. Gene Ontology annotation, biological process: proteolysis; cell adhesion.